CAAUGGCGGCCACAGAGGAAGAGAUGGCGACGAAGGAAGGCGCUAACCUAUUGGGAAAGCCAAAGUACAAGAAACUAGAGAACGGGAGAUUCAGAUGCGUGCAAACAGGUCACGAGCUACUCGAGAAAGACAAGAAAGUCUAUUCAGAGAGCAAACGGUGCCGUUUAGGGCUUAUAGAUCACGCCUUAUCCCACAGCAAGCCUCCUCUUAACCUCUUUGAGCAAGAUCCUACCUCUCGUUCAAAGCUGUUGUGUAAGCUUACGGGUGAUACAGUGAACAAGACUGAGGAACAUAUUUGGAAGCAUAUCACUGGACGGCGCUUCCUUAACAAAUUAGAGGAGAAGGAACGAGAGAAAGAGUCUGGGUUUGUUCAAGAGGAAGGUGGUGAAGCUGUGGCGAAAGAGGAUGGUGUAAAGGAAGCUAAGAAGAAGAAUAAAAAGAAGAAGAAGAAGAAGAAGAAGAAUAAGAAGGAGAAGAAGGAAAACAAGGAGUUAGAUGAAAAGGAAGAGGAAGGAGAGGAUGUUAUUAUGGAUGAAGUUGAACAUGAGAAUGAUGAAGAGGUUGAAGAGAAAGAGCUUGACUUUUGGAUGCCACCAGAUGGAGAGAGGUGGGACUUUGAUGAUGGAGGAGACCGGUGGGGAUCUGAUUCAGACGAGGAAGAUGAUCCAAUAGGUGAGAUUGAUGAAGAUGGAAAGACUAGUUUGGAUGACUGCAUAAUAGGUGAAGUUGAUGAAGAUGGUGCAAACAUUUUGGAUGAGACUCUUGAAAGUAAAAAGAGGAAGCCUGAAGAGCUCGGUUCCAAUAGCCUCCCUUCGAAGAAAAAGAAGAAGAAGAAGAAGGUCAAAACAACAGCGUCAUAAGUCUUAUCUGAUCUCUCUCUCUCUUUCUUUCUUUCUGUUAUUCUUCCUGUUUUUGUGUGAUUUUUUCACUAUGAACUCUGUGUUUCAGCUUAUGGGAUCAGUUUUGAUAUUAUUUAGUGAUAGAAAACAGGUUUAAUCAUUCUCUCUAUUUAAUGGCCAUGUUAGAGGUCUUGUGAUAUGAGUCCUGUCCAAUGAUUCGGCCGUUACAUUCACGAGGCAAAUAGAAUCUUUAGUAGUUU
Messenger RNA from Eruca vesicaria subsp. sativa (arugula), 1099 nucleotides. Lineage: Eukaryota; Viridiplantae; Streptophyta; Magnoliopsida; Brassicales; Brassicaceae. The record is from the annotation of a GenBank genome assembly.